Messenger RNA from Vanessa tameamea, 556 nucleotides. RefSeq lists its product as uncharacterized. The record is from RefSeq and is a predicted model, not a curated record. The transcript is spliced from 2 exons. Lineage: Eukaryota; Metazoa; Arthropoda; Insecta; Lepidoptera; Nymphalidae. The coding region runs from base 23 to 556 and encodes 177 amino acids.
UUUACGAUAUAACAGAAUCGUUAUGGAUAUACAAGACUUUGAAGAAAUAUUCAAUCAAAUCAAAAUCAAUUUCUGGCUCAUUGGGAUACCUUUUAAUGAGCCAAAACUAACUAUCAGAUAUUUUAUUUUUUUAUUCACAAUAAUAACUGUCGCGUUAGCGGAAUUAGCGUUUUUCUAUUCGAAACUUUCCGUUGAAAAUUUAUUGGAACUAACCCAACUCGCGCCCUGUACCUGCAUCGGCUUGCUUUCAAUUCUCAAAAUAAUAUUCAUCACAAUUAAAAGACAAAAUAUUAUUGAAUUAACCGCGUGUUUGAAACGUUUGUACGAAGAAGUUAUAAACAGUGCUAACAAAUGGGAGUUAAUAAAGAAGGAUAUUAUAUUUCUUAAAUAUUUGGUGAAAUAUUUUUUCAUUUUGAACGCAAUCUUGAUAGCAGUUUACAACUUUUCAUCUCUUAUAUUAAUAUGGUAUAAUUACUAUACUAAGGGUGUUAUCAUUUAUAGUUUACCUUACGCUGUGUUGGUACCAUUUCUAAAAGACUACUUCAAAUAUCAUUAA